UGGAUACCAGUUGUCAACAAAAGGUAUUUUUUACUUUUCUCCCUCAAAAUAUCACUAAAGCACCGCAUUAUUGUUGUCCAGUAAUUGACAACCUGCGAAGCGAAGCAAAACACAUGGGAAAUAUUCUGAAUGAAGAAGAGCAUGAGCAUCCUCUGAUAAAGUCAACACUGCCACCACAACCACACGGAUCCAACAAUCACUCUCUCUUCCAACGAUCAUGUUCCGAAUCCAAGAAGCUAUGGCACAUCGCUGCCCCCUCCAUCUUCACCCGCCUCGCCAUGUUCUCCAUCACCGUCGUCACCCAGUCCUUAGCCGGCCACCUCGGCGAUCUCGACCUCGCCGCCAUUUCCAUCGCCUGCACCGUCCUCAUCUCCAUCACCUUCGGUUUCUUGUUGGGUAUGGCGAGUGCGCUUGAGACACUAUGCGGGCAGGCGUACGGCGCCGGACAACAGCGCAUAUUGGGCGUUUAUUUGCAACGCUCGUGGGUUGUUCUGUUCCUGUCUUCCAUUCUGUUGUUGCCGGUGUUCAUUUUUGCGACGCCGGUGUUGAAGCUAAUAGGGCAGCCCGUCGCGGUGGCGGAGCAGGCGGGGCUGGUGGCGGUUUGGUUGAUCCCAUUGCACCUGAGCUUCCCGUUCCAGUUCACUUUGCAGCGGUUCCUGCAGUGCCAGUUGAAGACCGGCAUCAUUGCUUGGGUUUCAGGGGUGGCUCUUGCGGUUCACGUGUUAGUGAGUUGGGUUUUUGUUUAUAGGAUGAGAAUUGGGAUUGUUGGCACUGCUCUUUCCAUUGGUUUCUCGUGGUGGCUCUCUGUUUUGGGAAUGCUCGGGUAUACACUCUUUGGUGGUUGCCCUCGCUCGUGGACUGGUUUUUCUGUUGAAGCUUUUGUUGGCCUUUGGGAAUUCUUCAAACUUUCUUUGGCUUCUGGGGUCAUGCUUGCGUUAGAGAAUUUCUAUUACAGACUGUUGCUUAUAGUUUCUGGAUAUAUGCAUAACACUGAGAUUGCAAUUGAUGCUCUUUCCGUUUGUGUGACUAUUUAUGGUUGGGAGUCCAUGAUACCACUAGCAUUUUUGGGCGCAACCGGGGUGCGUGUAGCAAAUGAGCUUGGUGCAGGCAAUGCAAAAGGUGCAAGAUUUGCAACUGUGGUUUCUGUGGUAACUACUUUAUUUGUGGGAUUUAUAUUUUGGUUGGUAAUUGUGUCCUUCAACAAGAAUCUUGCCUUGAUCUUUACAUCGAGCUCUUCCGUUAUCCAAAUGGUCAAUGAGCUGGCAAUGUUGUUAGCUUUUACUGUUCUUCUUAAUUGCAUUCAACCAGUUCUUUCAGGGGUGGCAGUUGGGUCUGGUCGUCAAGCAGUAGUGGCUUAUAUAAACAUUGGCAGUUACUACUUGAUUGGAAUACCUCUUGGGGUUCUCCUCGGCUGGUUGCUUCCUUCGGGUAUUGGUAUGUGGACUGGAAUGAUGAGUGGAACAGUGGUUCAAACAUUGAUCUUGGCUAUUAUUACGAUGAGAUAUGAUUGGGAAAAAGAGGUACAGAAAGCCCAAAUUCUUGUUGAAGAGGAAGCAACAUUCAACGACCAAUAACAACGGUGAAAUUUGUAUUUAAUGAUUAAGGAAGCAACGGGAGCUUGUAAAAGACGCAGUUGCUCAAAUAAAACUCCGCGUCUACUAUACUGGUGUGUUUCGGAAUGGGUUUGAAAGAGGAACUUAUAGAUAAUGUGGAAAAAGAUAUGAUGAAUUCAUAAGCUUGUGAAGUAUGUGAAAUUGGAUGAGUCGUCUUCAAUCACUGAUAAUAGUGAAGUUGACGCUGAACAGAGGGACAAUCUAUGUAUAGAGUGAUGAUGAUGAGGGGAAAAGAUUAGGAUGCCUUUUCUCAUGUUUUUAUGUCGUGUUUUUUGCUUGGAACUGGAUUCUCUUCAUUUAUUGCUAUAGAGACCAGUAGAAGAGAUACGCACAUAGGUUUUGUGAAAUGUGUUUAUCUCUCUCCUACUAGACCAUGCCAUAAUGGAGAGGAAGUUAACUCUCUUUGGUCGAAUGUGUUUCAACACACAUUUUGGGAAGAGAUAAAAGGAGUAAUAGGUUGGGUCUCACAGAUAAAGUAUUUAGCUUAUCCUAAUGAGAUGAAUUGAGUUAUGUACUCCAAUCCGCAUAAUUCAAUUUACACAAUCCACUAAUCCAAUUGGUUAAAUGACAGGUUUGGUUGGACGGACCAGUCCCCUUCAAUUAAGUUAAA
Messenger RNA from Glycine soja, 2223 nucleotides. RefSeq names its product protein DETOXIFICATION 27-like. The record is from RefSeq and is a predicted model, not a curated record. NCBI's taxonomy places the organism in Eukaryota, Viridiplantae, Streptophyta, Magnoliopsida, Fabales, Fabaceae. Bases 114 to 1574 code for a protein of 486 amino acids. Gene Ontology annotation, cellular component: membrane. Gene Ontology annotation, molecular function: antiporter activity; xenobiotic transmembrane transporter activity. The transcript is spliced from 9 exons. Gene Ontology annotation, biological process: xenobiotic detoxification by transmembrane export across the plasma membrane.